CUCAACUAUUAGAUAAUUUGUUGAUCGACUUGAUAAAAAUUUCUUGUGGAAUUUCCAUAUAUCCAGAAUUCGAUUGGAUUUGUGUUGGAACUCUUGGCAAUGAGAAUGGUCCAUUUGAAAAUCGGUUGAUGUUAUUUACUAUUGGUUUUAUGAUAACAAUAUUAAUCGUUACACCAAUGGUAUGGAUGGAAUUAUCAAGUAAUGCUAAAAUUCAGAUCGUUGUGAUCACGUGGAUCGUGACAAUCGUAUUGCACGGCUUGAAUCCAGAUCGAAUCCCCAUAGUUGGACAAGGCCAAGAUAUGCUUAUAAAAACUGUGCUGUAUAAUUACGCUUUUAUCACUACUUUACCGAGUUUGGUCAACGAAAUGAAGAGGGAUAUUUCAAUUCGAAAAGUUGUAUGGACUUCAGUCUUUAUUACAACGCUUUGCUAUAUCUCUUUAGGGAUUAUUGGUGCCAUGUCCCUUCGAAUGGAAUUAACAACAAAUCUAAUAACAUCAAUCCGAAAAUCGGAAUUGCAUAAUCCCUUUGUUGAUAUCAUUAGCUAUUUAUUUCCAUUCGCAUUGCUUGCUGGCAUACCGGUAUAUGCCAUAGUUAUACGUUAUAAUUUGACUCGAUCUGGAAUUUGUAAAGAAAUAUUACCAUGGAUUUUAGCUAUACCUUUUCAAACUGGUUAUCUGUUAAAUUUAUUUACAAAUUGGACAAUAUUGGUUUUUAUUUGUUUCGCAAAUUUUAUAAUUCCAUUUUGGUUGUAUAUCUUGAGUAGAAAAAAUGCAAAAUUGAUACCGUUGGUAAAAAUCACUCAACCAAAAGAAGAUAAUGCAAAAGAAAAAUCACAGAUAGCCAAAGCAUUAGACACACAUUUCAAUAUCGAUAAAACACAAGAUCCAAAAAUAUACCGAAUGUCAGCGGAUGCAGUACCAUUAAGCGACUUCCCGGAGGAUUUUAAUCCUGAAUUUAUAAAUACUGCCAGAUUAACAAUACCUCCCAUUAAAACAAUGGAUCCCGAUUUAUAUUCUAUAUCAUUACCCUCACAACCUUCAACUCCACAACAACCUUCAACUCCAGGAUCUGUUAGUCCAAAUGAUGACUUUUACGGUAUAUUUCCUGUUAAACAUUUCAAAGCAUUUUUCCCCAACCUUGAAGUAGUGAAAAGUAUAAAUGAAGAAGGAACUAUGGCUGAAAAAGAUUUGUAUAGCAUUUGGAUUGCCUGGACUGCUGGAAUC
This is a messenger RNA of Racocetra persica, 1223 nucleotides long. Lineage: Eukaryota; Fungi; Glomeromycota; Glomeromycetes; Diversisporales; Gigasporaceae. The record is from the annotation of a GenBank genome assembly.